AUGGAUGCGCUGGUUUCUGACUUAUUUGGCUCAGGAAAUGAAACCAUCUCUCGACCACAACUUUCCGCCUGCUGUGGUGGAAAGCAGGGGCUCGGACUCGGGUUAGCGUCUAAGAAAGCGAAUGCAAAAGCGAACAAGAAAGCAAGGGCGCGAUUCUCCCGCAACAACUACAGACCGAGCCAUAAUGCCCCGUAUCUACCACCAGAGGCUGAAGAGGGUAAUAUUGAAUACAAAUUGAAGCUGGUGAAUCCAACUCAGUACCGGUUCGAACACCUGGCAACUCAAAUGAAAUGGCGUCUCCAAGAGGGAAAAGGCGAGGCGGUCUAUCAGAUCGGCGUGGAGGACAAUGGCAUGCUUGUGGGACUAUCGGAGGAAGACAUGAGAGCUUCGUUAAAGACCCUCCAUCUAAUGGCGCAAAAAGUAGGGGCUGACAUCACUAUCCUCAGACAAAGCGAGGUCGAUGAGGACUCUGAUUGCCCUCGAAGCAUUGCUGAAGUUCUCAUACGUAAAGUGCCAGACGACCAACAGUUCUUGGACUUGCGAGUAGCGGUUCUGGGUAACGUGGACUCCGGAAAGUCCACGUUACUGGGCGUCUUGACACAGGGUGAACUGGACAAUGGGCGAGGGCGGGCAAGGCUCAACCUCUUCAGACAUCUCCACGAAAUCCAGACUGGGCGCACGUCAAGUAUCAGUUUUGAGAUACUUGGAUUCAACAGCAAAGGAGAGGUGGUAAACUACAGUGAAUCUCGAACGGCAGAGGAGAUUUGUGAAAGUGCCUCUAAAAUGAUCACGUUCAUAGACUUGGCGGGGCACCACAAAUAUCUGAAAACCACCAUCUUUGGCCUCACGAGUUACUGUCCUGAUUUUGCGAUGCUGGUCGUCAGUGCAAACACAGGCAUCGCGGGUACAACGCGGGAGCAUCUGGGGCUGGCCAUGGCUUUGAAGGUGCCCAUCUUCAUCGUCAUCAGUAAGGUGGAUCUGUGCACACGUGCUACAGUGGAGCGCACGGUCCGCCAGCUCGAGCGCGUCCUGAAGCAGCCGGGGUGCAACAAGGUUCCAAUGGUUGUCGCUAAUAAAGAUGAUGCCGUCACCGCAGCGCAGCAGUUUGCACAGUCUCCCAGCAUCACGCCAAUCUUCACGUUGUCCAGUGUGUCAGGGGAGAGCUUGGACUUGCUGAAAGUUUUCUUCAAUAUUAUUCCUCCUCUAAGCAACAGUAAAGAACAAGAGGGACUGAUGCAGCAAUUAACAGAGUUUCAGGUGGAUGAGAUCUACUCUGUCCCUGAGGUGGGAACGGUCGUGGGAGGCACUCUGUACAGUGGCAUUUGUCGUGAAGGGGAUGACCUCGUGGUCGGGCCGACAGACGCUGGACAAUUUCACAAACUGACAAUCGGCAGCAUCCAGAGGAAUCGCUCGGCAUGCAGGGUACUGAAGGCUGGUCAAGCUGCAACACUGGCGUUGGGAGAAUUUGACCGCUCAUUACUCCGAAAGGGAAUGGUGAUGGUGAGUCCAGAGAUGGAUCCUACCAUUUGCUGGACUUUUGAGGCUGAGGUUGUGCUACUUUUCCACGCAAAGACGUUCCACAAAGGUUUCCAGGUGACUGUGCACAUCGGCAAUGUGAGACAAACCGCCAUUGUGGAGGAGCUGUAUGGAAAGGAAGCACUAAGGACCGGUGAGAAAGCAGAAGUGCGUUUCAGAUUCAUCAAACAUCCAGAAUACCUCAAAGUGGGGGCAAAAAUGCUCUUCAGGGAGGGUGUAACCAAAGGCAUCGGACACAUCACAAAACUGCAGCCCGUUACCCAGUACAAACCAUCCCAAAGAGAGGAGGAGGGGGCUUAG
Messenger RNA from Knipowitschia caucasica, 1836 nucleotides. The record is from the annotation of a GenBank genome assembly. NCBI's taxonomy places the organism in Eukaryota, Metazoa, Chordata, Actinopteri, Gobiiformes, Gobiidae.